Colius striatus (speckled mousebird) is the source of this 1150-nucleotide messenger RNA. RefSeq names its product synaptojanin 2 binding protein (gene SYNJ2BP). NCBI's taxonomy places the organism in Eukaryota, Metazoa, Chordata, Aves, Coliiformes, Coliidae. The transcript has 4 exons. The record is from RefSeq and is a predicted model, not a curated record. Gene Ontology annotation, molecular function: protein binding. The coding region runs from base 207 to 653 and encodes 148 amino acids.
UCGGGACAAGGACGUGCAGGGCCGUGCGGGCAGAGGGACGGCGGCCCCCGCGGCCCGGCUCGCUGUGUGGCAGCGGGCCCCGUUCCCGCACGGCACGGCACGGCCGCGGACUACAACUCCCAGCGCUCCGCGGCGCGGCCCGGCGGCGGCGGCCGAGGAAACGAAAGCGGCUGUCCCGGGAGCAGACUUCACCUUCAGGCCGCAGCAUGAACGGCAGCGUGGGGAGCGGCUGCGGCGGCCUGUCCGAGGAGGUCAUCAGGCUCACCCGCAGACCCUCAGGGCUGGGCUUCAACAUUGUUGGUGGGACAGAUCAGCAGUACAUUUCCAAUGACAGCAGCAUCUAUGUCAGCCGGAUCAAAAAGGAUGGGGCAGCUUACCUUGAUGGCCGCUUACGAGAAGGAGAUAAAAUUGUAGCGGUCAAUGGCAGAGGCUUGAAGGAUUUGCUGCACAAGGAUGCUGUGGAAAUGUUCAGGAAUGCAGGCUCUGACGUGUCUCUGACAGUGCAGCGCAGGUUGCAGCCACAAAAUGGCCCUGUGGGUCACAGAGGCGAUGGAGAAUCAGGUGGGCUUCCUCUAGCAGCCAUUCUUGUGCCGGGCCUGGCUCUUGCUGCAGCAGCUGUCUGGAUCUCGCUGAGGUAUCGGCAGCGGAUGUGAAGAGGUCACAUUUGGGAUAUCACUGCGUGGUUUACACAGCUCUGAUGUAAUUUAAAGAUAGAGAAUCAACGAUUUAUCACAGACUGAUGUCAAAAAGGAUCAUUGCCUAUCAUAAAGCUGCUGCAGAUGUUCUUUAUAUAUUGAUUUUGUGGCAGGGUGGAUGGAAGGGGAAAAGGGGAAGGGAAAUGCCCGUGUUCACAUGUAGGGUGGGAGAGCUGUUUCUUUCACUAACCUGAGGAGGUGUCGCCGCACCCCUCAGUUUUGCACCACGAACUUUCAAACACACUCGUUUAUUCCACGUUUGAAGAUGUGACUUUUGGUUAAAGAGAGUGGGAGCUGAGGUGGUUCUAAAUCAAAAGCAUUUAUUAGAGGCUUUGCCUUGUUUCCACUGAUUUUUUUCUUGAAACUAAGGGUCCCUGUCUGAAGCCUGAAUAAAGAGAAGCAAUGCCGAGGGUACGUUAUUUUUCCAUUGAGUUUUUGUCGGUUGUUGCUAAAUA